GUGCGCGAUCAAUCUUAUUCUCUUCUUAUUGUAAAGUGCAAUUUUGUUACAGCAUAAUCUAAAAUAGUGAAAAUUUCCAAGAAAUCGUUUUAGAAUUAUUAAACAAGUGAAGUAGCAAGAACGCGUGUCUCAUAUAAUCGUUAUAAAGUUAAAAAUAAACAAACGAAAAAAAAAAUUGAGAGUGUGUGAAGAUUUCAUCAUACAACAAUAAAAUUUUUUUUUGUAAAAAAUGUAUUAGAUGAGAUAUUAAACAGAUAUUGUCUCUCGUAUUGAAUCAAACGCAGUUGAAUCUAUUGACAACAUAACAACCGAAGACAACAUAAUAUUGCUAAGAAUCCCUCAAGUUACUCACCGUAUAUUAUUACCUGUUACUUCUGAUACAUCUGACAAGUGCACGUCCUACACAUCUCUUUCGAACAAUGCCAGAGCAUCAUCACACGGAUUACGAGACGAUUCUCGCGUUGUGCGAACGAAUUCCCAAAAAUGCUACCAAAUCCGAGAUCAAUCUGGAAAAUCUGAGGAAAAUGCUCGAAAGUACUAUCAACACGUCGAAAAUUGUGUUGCACGAAGCUCAUAAAAAUGGAAACGAAUUUGUAAAAGUUUACGAAGGAGAUGAAGGAAAUUUGACGGCGUAUCACGAAACAUGGAAAAACAAGAAACCCGAAGACUUUGAGUUGGGCUGGAUUUAUCCCAAUAACAAACGACUCCCAAAGAAUUAUCAGGAAGACAUUGCUGCAGAAUUUCGGAAUGAAUUGAAAUCAGGCGAUAUUAAAUCUAACGCAACUCAACUUCUCGCCGAAUCAUAUGUUCGCAUCCAAUACUUGUAUCAUGGCUUAUGGAAAGUCCUUCAAGUUGUCGAUCGUGACGGUCACAAAAUCCCUAAUCAAGAAGCCCUCAGUAAACUCCGUAAAAUCUUCGAAAAUGCCAUCGAAAAGGCAGAAAGUGUAAAAACUGCUGUAAAAGACUUCUUGAAGGAAAUUACGUUGUGCGAAGAGAUUGCUGAGAUGUUAGAAGUGCCGGAAGACGUUAUUCGCGAUUUCGAGUAUGAAGAAACACGCAGCUGGAUUGUCUUCCGCGAGUAUGCAAAUCAGUUGGAGUUCAAUAUUCAGGCAUUCCAAACGUUGGUCGAUCGCAUCGUGGAGGAGCAAAGUGCACAACAAUGACGGAAAAAUUGGCAACAUUUCAUGAAAAAACGCGUCCUUAAACUGAACAUAAUGUUGACAUGAAAAGAAAAUUAAUGUUUGUGUAAAUCACAGAACAAAAACUUCUUAAUUGGUUCUAAAUAUGUUUUCCUAUAUAGAAAAAAGAAGCGAUUAAUUUUA
Molecule: messenger RNA, 1322 nt
Organism: Culicoides brevitarsis
Lineage: Eukaryota; Metazoa; Arthropoda; Insecta; Diptera; Ceratopogonidae
Exons: 4
Coding region: 420-1163 (247 amino acids)
Source: RefSeq, a predicted model, not a curated record